Messenger RNA from Pyrus x bretschneideri (Chinese white pear), 973 nucleotides. RefSeq lists its product as uncharacterized. The transcript is spliced from 2 exons. The record is from RefSeq and is a predicted model, not a curated record. The coding region runs from base 95 to 973 and encodes 292 amino acids. NCBI's taxonomy places the organism in Eukaryota, Viridiplantae, Streptophyta, Magnoliopsida, Rosales, Rosaceae.
UUGCAUCUGCAAAUAAAACUAUAGCCGUCAAAAAAACUCUCUGAGUGCUAGGGUUUUGCAGAAAGAAUCGAUUUUUUGUGUAAUUGAAAGAAAGAUGAUGAGUUGGGGGUUGAACUACGUGGGCAUGGACUAUUCGAGGAAGGCAGUUGGUAGGGGGGACUUGUUUGAACCGGUUAAGCCCCAGAGAAAGACGGAGAAGAAGGCCAAGAAUCAUAGGAACAAAGACAAGAGGGGGACAAUGGGACAAGGCCAUAAGGCGAAGGAGAAUGUUGUACCCAAUUAUGUUACUGUCCCCAGCUCGAAAAACCGUGUUAACAAGAAGUGCUUCCAGCAAGAGAAGGGAAAAGCGGAAGCAAAUGGAUGGUUUGUUAAAAAUGGAGAAGAUGAAGGUAAUAAGCUGGAGAAAAGUGACAUUACCGAAGAGCAUGAGCUGCCAAGCUGUGCUGAAAACAAUUGCUACUUGUCUGAUGGCAACCAAGGUGGCAAUAAGAGGAAAAGGCCUUUGAUCAUUCGCUUUAAAUUGCGAAAGCCCAGUGAACCAGAUGCCUCACUUGCGCCCUCUUCUUCUGGAAUGACACAUUUCCUCCCUCCAGAAAGGUCAGAAGUUGUUCCUGCACCCAAUCAACCUCAUAGUUCGGAGGCAACUGUUGGAGUUGCAUCCAAUUGUGACCAAGAGUUGUCUUGUCCAACAACAGAGGGGUUCAAAAUGACCGGUGAAAAGAGAAUUGGGAGAGAAGAUACAGAGUGUGCAAAUGUGAUGGAGAAUUGGAUUCCACCUCCGUUCCAAUUUACCCUCCAUGAUGCCGAUGACGAAGAAUGGCUCUUUGGGACAGCGUCACAAAACAGACGCCGGUCUAAAAGAUCUAAAGCUGACAGUGAGGUCUCAUGUCGUACAGGCAGCACGCAGUGGCCGAAAGCACAAUUGUUGCCUGAGGCCGGCAUAUAUGCAUUGUCCUACACGGUUCCGUUCUAG